Oryctolagus cuniculus (rabbit) is the source of this 13764-nucleotide messenger RNA. The record is from RefSeq and is a predicted model, not a curated record. NCBI's taxonomy places the organism in Eukaryota, Metazoa, Chordata, Mammalia, Lagomorpha, Leporidae.
UCCCGCGGCCCUCUGCUCUCCCACUCCCUCUCCCAUCCUGCCCUUCAGCAAGUUUCUUUUUCAAUUACCUUCAUAUACAGAAGAUCAACUUAGUAUAUACUAAGCAAGGAUUUCAACAGGCUGCCCUCACACAACCGUACAAGGUAUAGGGUAUUGUUCGACUAGUAGUGUUGUUUUUAAGUUUCAUAGUAAAACACAUUAAGGACAGAGAUCCUACGUGGGGAGCAUGUACCCAGUGACUCCCGUUGUUGAUUUAACAAAUGGCACUCUUAUUUAUGACGUCAGCAAUCACCCGAGGCUCUUGCCAUGAGCUGUCUAGGCUAUGGAAGCCCCUUGAGUUCACCAACUCUGAACUUGUUUAUCAAGGCCUUAUCACAGUGGAAGUUCCUUCCUCCCUUUGGAGAAAGGCGCCUCCCUCCUUGAUGGCCUGUUCCUUCUACUGGGGUCUUAGGAACACAAAUACUUGUACACCCAUCAUCAUAACAGCAUGUAUAGUAAAUGUGUUAUAUAAACAAGUAGUGGAAUAUUAUUCAGUCAUAAAAAGGAAUGAAAUUCUGGUAUAUGCUAAAACAUGAGUGAACGUUGAAAAUAUUAUGCUCGAUGAAAUAAGCCAGACACAGAUGAACAAAUAGUAUUCGAUUCUACUUAUAUGAGGUACUUAGAAUAGGCAAAUUCACAGGGACAGAACAUAAAGUAGAGAUAUAGGGGCUGCGGAAUGAUAAUAGGGAGUUAUUGUUUAGUGGGUACAGACUGUGUGGGAUGAUGAAGAGCUCUAGAAUUGGAUAGUUGUAAUGUUUGCACAACAUUGUGAAUUAAUGCCACUGGAUAAUACACUUAAAAUGUUUACAAUAGUAAAUGUUAUAUAUAUAUAUACAUUAGCACAAAAGAUAGUGAAAAUCUUUAUAUGUUUGUCUUUGUUUAGAUAAGGGAUUUAUUGGGAUGUAAUUCAUGUGCUGUAGUUGUCAUGUUGGAGAUGUGAGCAAGGUUGAGAGAGGUUGGGACAGUGGGGUGUGAGGCUGGUGACUUGAGUUUUUGACAUGUUGGGUUUGAGUUGGCCACAGCAUAUCCAUGUGGAGAGGUUCAGAAAGCAGUAAUGAUUUGGGUCUAGACCUUGGGGAAAGGGGUAAACACACAAUCUUGGGAACCUACCACAUCCAGAUACUUGGAAAUGUCUUAUUCAAUUAUAUUGCUCAAGAAGAGUAUGAAAACUAGAACAAAGAGUCUGAGUUGAGCCAGUAAAGAAAAAUGAGAAAUAGUGAUCAGAGGCAUGGAAGCAAAUAUCAGUGCAGAACAGUGUCAUAGAAGCCAUAGGAAGAAAAGGUUUCAAAAUACAGAAGGUAUUUUUGGCAUCAAUGUUUAGAGGAAUUGAUUAUGAUGAAUUGGAAAAGGGGAAGUUGGCUUUGGUUAUUAAGAAGCUCUACUAACCUUUGGAGGUAAGGUAGUAUAAAAAGAAUAGCAUGGGCUUUACAAUUGAGUAGACAUGCCUCCAAAUCUAGUCAGUGGUACUUAUAAUAUAUGCGACAAUCAGCAAGUCACUCAACCUCUUAGGAUCUCAAUUUUCCAUCUGAAAAAUGAAGAUAAUAUCUACUGAUUAGGGAUGUUUUGGGCAUUGGAGGAAACAGUUCAUGUGAAAAGGAUUGGCAUAGUUCCUGAUACAUAGGUGCUCAAUGUAUGCUCCUUCUCUGCCCUCUUUCCAUGUCCAUUGUCAACAGGAGUUUCACUUCUCUGGUGAUUGGACCUAUAGGAUUUAACUAGGCAGGAAACUAUCCUAGGUCACAAAUAGACACAUGUUAAGGCCUACUCUUAUUUUUAAAAAUAUUUACUUAUUCAUUUAUAUGAAAGGCAGAAUUAUAGGAAAAUAUCUUCCAUCCACUGAUUCACUCCCCAAAUACUUGCAACGGCCAGGGCAAGGCCAGGCUGAACUCAGGAGCCUGGAACACCAUUCAGGUUUCCCAUGUGGGUUCAGAGUUCCAAGCACUUGGGCCAUCUUCUGCUGCUUUCCCAGGGGCUUUAGCAGGGAACUGGAUCAGAAGUGGAGCAGCCAGGACUUGAACUACACUGAUAUGGAAAGCAGGCAUCGCAGUUGGUGGCUUAACCCAUUGCAUAACAAGGCUGGCCCCAAGGCCUACUCUUAUAAAUAUCUUACACUACUCAGAGAUGAAGGAAGCAUGGUUACCUUUUAGAGAUUCAGAGUCCAGGGGCCAGUCUGGUGCUGUGGCAUAGUUGGUAAAGAUGCUGCCUGCAACAUUGGCAUCCCAUACGGGCACUGGUCCAUCUCCUGGCCACUCCAAUUCCAAUCUAGCUUUCUGGUAAUGUCCUGGGAAGGCAGUGGAAGAUGGUCCAAGUGCUUGGGCACCUGCCACCCAUGUGGGAGACCCUGAAGAAGCUCCUGGCUCCUGGCUUCAGCCUGGCCCAGCUCUGGCCAUUGCAGCCAUCUGGGGAGUGAACGAGCAGAUGUAAGAUCUCUGUCCCUCCACCCCUUGCUGUAACUCUGACUGUCAAAUAAAUAAAUAAAUCUCUAAAAAAUUCAGAGUCCGUCUGAGUAAGCAGGGGAGUCGACUUCUAAUCACGGACAUGUGAUACAUAGCAAUGGCAAGGUAGGAGCAGAACAUUCAGGUGCAUGAGAGGGGAAAGAUUUGGAGGGUUUCCUAACCUUAAAUUAUUUUUCUUUCAAUGAGAUCAUUGAUAUACUCAUAUAAUCACAGAAUAUGUUGUCUGAUUUUUAAAAAGAAAUAUGCAAUAAGAGCCCAUUUUGGCCAAACUACUUUAAUGAGCUAUAUUUUAAAAGAAUGAUGAUGAUACAUGUACUUAAGAGAAAAUAAUGGGGUGGAAAACCUGUAUAAUUCUGUCCCUUCCUCUUCUUCCUCUUUAUUUUACAGGAAUUUGAUGUAUUAGAAAUUAGCCUCUUCAGACAUCAUUGUCCAGUUCAGGGUAGAAUCUCACAUUGUUGUCAUGUUAGCCAGAUGUAAAGAGCGUCUCCGGUACCUAGCCUGGCAACCCAACUAGGGUAAACAUCCCAGAGUUCAGUGAUGGCCCAGGAAAAGAUUGAAAGUAAGAGUUUAGAUGGUCAGGCAGGCUUGAGGGAAGGAGGCUAGGAAGGAUAAGCUUCCAGUUUGCCAAGUGAAGAUUAAGGAGGUCCUGAAUAGAGGCUAAAGUUGUAGGAUGAAGAGAAGCAUGCAGACUUUGGAAAUGCAGGUACAGAAGAAAGAAGCCAUCUUCAUUUGCUAGAGGAGUGUACGGUAAGGUUAUUAAUCCCCCCCCCCAAAAAAUAGUUUCCAAGUGUUCAUAUGUGCUUAGGUAUCUCUGUCUCUUCUCCCUCCUCCCAUUCCCUACUUUGGACAAAAGUUCUAGGCUUGUUAAGCCUCUUACUGGCUUUUUUCUCUGUCUUCCUUCUCAACUUGCCCCAGUUAUAAUGGCUUUUAAAUUUUGACAAGUAUGCAGUGAAAAUCAAAACAAAUAUCUUCCAUAUUACUUGUCAAGGUUAUAGCCUUGACAGGUGUCAAGUGUAAUAUCCUAUUAUGAAGGUAGCAAGAAAUGUUAAUGUCAAGUAAGAAGCAGAUUAGUUAGGGCCCUAGUAAUGUAUGCCCCUUCCCCAGCGGCUCAUUUAACUGCCUCUUUUUUAUCUUUCCUUUAUUCUUUGGCUCUUAUUUUCUCUCUCUUCAAAGCCCUUUUUUUGUCUUUGUUUCAUUUUCCUUUACUCCGUUCUUUCCUUUCACUUCUCACAUUCUCCUGUCCAGGCUCUCUUGUCUUUCUUCCUGAUGCUCACUUGCUCUCUCUCUCUCUCUCUCUCUCUCUCUCUCCUAUACUUGACUUUUAUAUCUGCUUUGUUUUUCUCUCACUCCUUUUCUAGCCCAUGAAUCUUCUGAGUCUCUCCUUCCAUCAGAAUCUGUUGUGUUUUGGCCUCUCUGUCCCUCUCUCUCUCUUUGUGCUGUGUGCAGUGGCCAUUUGGGGUUAUGAAGCAGUGGGUUUCUGAGGUGCUUUUGUAUCAUUGUUGUUCCUGCUCUGCCAGGCUGCUUUUGCUGCAGUCUGCUCAAAGAGCUGACCCUGCUGAAAAUUCUGCCCACACAUUGGCCCCAGGAGAGAGGGAGUGCAGUAGGGACUUAUUGACCUGUCAUUUAGAGGGGAACACGAGUCCUCUCAUCACACAGCCAGAAGGUAAAUACUGCAAUGACAAGACACAUCAGCAGCAUUGCUGUCUGUAGCUUAACAGUUCGUUUCAAUACAUUUCUGUUUAAUUAAAAUAUUCCAACACUCCGUAUACGUCAUCUUCAAUCCCCCAGUUCCUUUUGAAGCCCUGCUUGGGAAAUCCAUUGUUACGACAGCCCACGCUUGUCAGCUGUCACCAGCAGGAGAAUAGUUGAGGAAAACGUGUGUUGUUUUAAUUGGGAGAGAGAGAAUGAGAAGUGACAGGCAAAGUAGUUUCGGUUUUUUAGAUGUGGAAAGCAUGGACCAGUGAGCGAAAGGCUCUGGAAUUGACUGAGUAGAGGGUAGGUAGAAAGGACGUAAGGACUUGAAAUCAUGUUUUUACAGCAUUAUUGAUGUCCAAGUAAGUUCUAAUACCAGAGGAGAGUUGCUUUGUUUUUAACUUAUAUAACAACCUGCAUCAAGAGUGCUGGUGCUGCCUGACGCAAACAGAAUACUUAAAGAGUCAGUCCAUCUCAGUCUCUCAAACCCCUAGAAAAACCAGCACUUUUCCAAUUCACAUACCUUCAUGUUGAGACACCUAUCUACCAUACAACAGGUACCACAACCUCUGACUCGGCUUCCAGCUACUAAACAUUGCCACUAUGUAACAGGCACUCUCUAUGAUAGUUGCUGGUAUUUGCAUGUUACAGAUUAAAAAAUCAGAGCUCUGACUGGUUGAUAACUUGCUCGAGGUCACAUAGCUAGUAAAUGGUUGGGCUAGUGUUCUGUGUGUGUGUGUGUAUACAUAUGAGUGUAUAUAUAUAUAUAUUAUAUGUGGGUUGAAAGGAAUAGGGGAGAGAGGGAGAACAGGAGGGAGAGUUUGAGAGAAACAGAAAGAUUGUUGGGUCUGAGGGUCAGUCAGAGCAGAGGUGCAAAAAUCCUCUUUGCUUCUUAAGAAGGGGUCUGAGACUCUUGGAUUUUGAUGAUGAACAGUAAUUUCUGUGGAAGAAUGGAAAAAAGGACUGCUGCUAACUAAUAAUCACAAUAAUUGCUUUCAUGUUUCCUUCCUGAAGCAAGUUGAUGGGUAUGCAUAUUUGUGCAGUUACACCAAAUAAACACCAAGUACAGUUGGCAAAUUCCCUGUCAUCCCUGACCAUAAACUCACAGUGGGCAGCAGUUCACCAUGCAAAACUGCCUAAUAUGUAUCCUUGAUUUUAGAGAAACAUUUAACUGGUAGGACUGAAAUGCAUUUUGACACUGCAAGUCGCUGUUAAAGAACCUUAUAAAAGGUAUGAAGGAUUUCCCCUUGCCUGUGGCUUACACUCCAGUCAUCAUGGACAGAUUGUCUCCUAGCCUUUGACACAGCCAGGAAAUUUUCAAAAGCUGCUUUGGGUCAGUGCCACGCAGUGUCUCCUAACUCCUUAGCUGAGGAGCUUUUAAUAAAAAAAAAAAAAAAGCUAACCUUAGUUAACCUUGAAUGAGCCAAUACAAGUAGCUUUUCUGCUUUCCGCUUUUUUUUUCUGAGAGAAAAUAGUUUGUCCCCAUCUAGAAAUGUACAGUGAAUAGCUGAAAACACUUUGGAUUUGAAGUCAGGACUUGAGCUCUUACUGUUCUUUCACUUCUGCAUUUCCAUUUUCUUUCAAUUUUUUGUCAUCUUCUUCUCCUUGGGAAGAGGGAUAGAAGAAUUAGUAACAAGUCUGUAGAAAGGGACUUUCUCCUCUUCAAGGUAUUGUCAUAGCAAUCUUUAAAGCCUUCUAGGACAUUACUUAUCACACUGUUGGGCAAUCAUUUAUUUGAGAAUCCAUUUCUCUUGUAUGAAUGAGUUUACUGAAGGCAAAGAUUGUGAUUUUGUUUCUCUCUGCCCAGGUUCCAGUGGGAACAAUUAGAUGGCUUAGGUGUUUCACUCAUUCAGUAGAUACUUAACUGAGGGCCUGUUAUCUGCCAGCCUUAUGCCAAGUGCUGAAUUUCCAUUGUCAGUGCAGGGGUGAUAGACAAAUGACCAUGGAUCAUUUGUCUGUGCAUAUCCUCAGCAGUCCUGUAGUAGGUUUCUGGCUUAUUUAUGAUAGUUUCAGGAUGCAGAACAUUGUAUUGGGAAGAAUAUUGUAUUGAGUAAAUGGUCCUGGAAUCUAGGACCUAUUCUACUCAGGCCUCCCUGGGUAGCUAUAACAUGGGCCUUUCUUUCCUCAGGUUCUUAGUUAUUUCAUCUAAUAAUAAUUGCCAAUAUUUAUUGAUGGCUUCCUGUGGGUCAAGAACUGUGUGAAACACUACACAUAUAUUACUGCAUUAGUUCUUCCCCAUAACAUUGUGAUAAUACUUUUACAUAUGAGGAACUUAAAAGGAUAUGUUCAGUGAGACAUAGCUAAGAAAAAUCAAAGGUGGGGUUUGAGCACAAGUUAAACUCCAGAACCUGGAUAUUCAACCUCUGUUCUAUACUGUAUCCUUGAAAAAUUAGGCUAAUAAUAUCAGUCCUGCCAUCACAACUGUCCAUAGACAGUGGAAAGUGUCCAUAGAUGUGGAAAGUGCUAUGUAAACUAAGGCAUUUUCUAGAUGGAAGCUGUAUGACUUUAAGAAGUUAAUGGAAAUGGAAUUAAAAGAUAAGUUUAUUUUGGUGUGAAAAUUUAGAAAUCCCUGUGUAGUUUUUUCAUAAUAGACACUUUUCAUGAAUUUUGUGAAGACCAUUUCAAAAAUUUUUGACCCCAAAUACAUUUAUCUUUUAAUUCCAUUUUACAUUAAUUUGUUGAAAUACUGUCAUAUUGUAGCUAUGGUCAGCUUAGCACCAAUGUAAACGUUUUCCAUACUGCUUUGUUGCUCAGUUACCACAUCAUACCUUGAACAACAGUAUGGAUUGUGGUUAAGAACAUGAACUCUUGAAGAUUUGCUCAAGUUCAAAUCUCAGCUCUGCCACUCACUAUUUAUGUAACCUUGGGCAAGUAUCUAACCCUUCUGUAUCUUAGCUUGCUCCUUAGUAAAAUCAGGAAUGUAAGUAUAUAUUUGUGAGAUUGUGGUGAGGAUUAAAUGUGCUAAGCAUUGAGAACAUAUCUGGCACUUUGAGAAUUCAGUGACCUAUAUUACAUUUCUCCACCAUUCUACCUAGAUUAAUACAGAUUAGCAAAUAGGAUGGUGGUAGUGAGAAAGGAAAUUUGAUUUGGCAUGGGUUUAAAGCUGAGAUAGCACAAUUAUAAACCGGGUAUAAAGCCAGACUCUGUUUAGAGUGAUUCCUGCAGCUGAAGAGCAGUAGACUUAGUCAUUGUCAUCCAACAGAAAGGCCACAGCUGCCACCUCCCCAGCCUGGCCUUGUAUUAUGAACCUGUCUUCUUUCUUUCAAGACAAAUAUCUAAGAUGAGGCUCAAGGGAAGAGCUGAUAAAUGAUUGAUCCUGGAGCCUGGGCCAGGUUACUGACUUGAAGGAAAGCUCAUACCCUGUCUGAUAGUGCCAAGGCUUUUGGUUUUGGAAUCAGACAGAUGUAGGUUUGAGUGUCAGCUCUGCCACUUACAUCUCUAUAUCCUCUGUAAAUUACUUUAACCCCUCUGAGUCUGUUGCUUCUCUAAAACUCCUGUAUAGUAGUGAUACUUACCAUAGGUAUGCAAUAAAAGUUAACUGUUUAUUUCCAUUCUAACCAGUCUUUUCACCUAGCAAAUGUAAGGGUCAAGUAGGGACAGGCUUGGGGCCAUAAGAGAUCUCAGGGUCAUAAGAUCUUGGGCUGAACAGCACAGAAGUGGAUAGUAUGAUAUCUAGGGCUUAAAAUCAGAACCUAGGUUCUAGUCCUAACCUGGCCUUUAUUAGCUUUGUUACCAUGGGCCUCUUUAAGCCUUUGUUUUCUAAUCUUUCACACAGAGAUUUGUCCCUACCUUGACUACUUUCCAAUAUUGUUAGAAAGUACAGAUUAAUAGAUAUCCCUGUAAUAUGUUUAUUAUGGUCAUAUCCUGGUGUGAUUUGAGAGAUGAGAAAACCAGGAUAAGGCAAAAGAUGUUUGUAAGCAGUGCCUCUGGAAAUGAGGUAAGAAUUUAGUAAAGGUAAACCCAAGGACCUGCUCAGAUACCAAGACAGUUCAGAGUCUGGUAAAAAUGAAACAAUCUGUAUUGAUGGAAAACAGGACAUUGAGGAACCUUGUAAUUUCACCUUCCUAAACAUAACCGUUUUUAUUACCUCCUAUUAUGUCCAAGUCUUUAUUUCCAUGUUGGUAUUUUUUAAAGAAUUAUUUAUUUACUUGAAAGUCAGAGUUCCACAGUGAGAGAACAAGAGGCAGAGAGAGAGAGAGAGAGAGAGAGAGAGAGGUCUUCCAUUUGCUGGUUUGCUCCCCAAUUGGCCGCAAUGGCCGGAGCUGUGCCAGGAGCCAGGAGUUUCUUCUGGGUCUCCCACGUGGGUGCAGGGGCCCAAGCACUUGGGCCAUCUUCUACUACUUUCCCAGGCCAUAGCAGAGAGCUGGAUUAGAAGUGGAGCAGCCGGGACUUGAACCGGUGUACAUAUGGGAUGCUGGCACUGCAAGCAGCGGCUUUAUGUGCUAUGCCACAGUGCCAGCCCCCAUGUUGGUAUUUUUAUAUAGCUGCAAUUCACCUAUUUCGUUGAACAAACACAUCUCUGUACCUACUCUACCAGGACCUGCACCCAGUACUGGCACAACAAAGUUGACUCAGAAUUCACUGACUUGAAGGGGCAAAUAUGUACAGAAACAACAGGAAUAUAAAAUAAUAAGUGCUCUAAUAAAGUAAAGUACAGUGUGGCCAUAGACAAGAGGUCACUUAAUUAUCAUUUGCAUUCUUUCACUUUUCCAUAAGCUAUACAUAAAUCUUUUCUACCUCUGUUACUGUACACUCUUGAUAGUCAUGAUCCUUUUCCUGUGGUUAUAUAAUAUUCCAGCAAGUUAAUGUGCCAUAAUUUACUUAGAAAAAUAAUGAGAAACCUCUCUUAGGCGACCAGGGCAAGCAGAGAAGGCGCGCAGCUCCUGCAGCUAAUGGGCAGGCUGGCGGCGGCACCACCCUUGUGCUCUGAGCAGCCAAUAGGCACGCGGCGGCAGAGUAGGUACCUGCGGUGGUGCGUAAGCACGUGCAGCGUGCAGCGUACAGCGUGCAGUGUUGGCUGCCGGGAGCGGAAGAAGCCGUUGUGGGCGUGGAGACGGUGUCCGUGAUCAUUUGUAGCGGGAAAGGGCAUCUCGAGCUAUGGCGGGCGACAGAGAGCAGACCAUGGAGAACCACCAACAUUCCAAUGGCUGUGAACCUUUCUUGAUUGGUGUCAGUGGUGGCACUGCCAGCGGCAAGUCUUCCGUCUGUGCCAAGAUUGUGCAGCUCCUGGGCCAGAACGAAGUGGAUUAUCGCCAGAAGCAGGUGGUCGUUCUGAGUCAGGACAGUUUCUAUCGAGUUCUCACAUCAGAGCAGAAAGCCAAGGCCCUUAAGGGCCAGUUCAACUUCGAUCACCCGGAUGCUUUUGACAGUGAGCUCGUCUUCAGGACACUCAAAGAAAUCGCUGAAGGGAAAACGGUUCAGAUCCCGGUGUACGACUUUGUCUCCCAUUCCCGGAAGGAGGAGACAGUUACUAUCUACCCGGCUGACGUGGUGCUCUUUGAAGGGAUCCUGGCCUUCUACUCCCAGGAGAUCCGCGACCUAUUCCGAAUGAAGCUUUUUGUGGACACAGACGCCGACACCCGUCUCUCCCGCAGAGUAUUAAGAGACAUCAGCGAAAGAGGAAGGGAUCUUGAGCAGAUUCUGUCUCAGUAUGUUGCCUUCGUCAAGCCCACCUUUGAGGAAUUCUGCUUGCCGACGAAAAAAUACGCUGAUGUGAUAAUUCCUAGAGGUGCAGAUAAUCUCGUGGCCAUCAACCUCAUCGUGAAACACAUCCAGGAUAUCCUCAACGGUGGGCAUGCCAAACGGCAGACCAAUGGCUGUCCCAAGAAGCAGAUACCAGAGCCCAACAGCAAGCCAUAGUAACUCCUGCCUCCUUCAAGCCUGAGCCUCCAUGUCCAGGAUACAAGGUAGGGAUCAGGAGACAUCUUUCAUCUCUACAUACUGUAGAGAAUUACUGUAUUUUAGAAAAAUAUCACAGAGAGGAAAUGCAUUUAACUUUUUUCUUUCUGUAUUCUAGAAUGGUGAAAUGAAGCAGAACUUCACUCUAAGCUUAAGUAACAAACUUCCAGCUAUUACUGAUGAUGCUUAAUUAUUAAUCCAAUAGUGUAAUCAGCUAUAAAUAUGUUCUUAUAAAGAAUCUAUUUUUGUGUUUUUUUUUUAAAAAAAAACCUUACAUGUAACAGCAGUGUGACUAUUACUGUUAAUGUUGAAAAAAAAUCUGUGUAUGCAAAACAGUCUGAUCAACUGCAAAGGGCAGCUUUCCAUUGUACUCACUAGUUAUCAGGCACUUUAUCUAAUUAUGGACUCCAUAUUUAACAGCAGAUGAAGAGAAAGUGAAAGGAAUCCUGAGGAGAUCCAAAAAAGGAAGACCUUCAAAGAAAGCUUAGACAAGCUGAAAUUGCUUGAGUUGGAGAAGAGACUUGGGGACUGUUGAAAAAUGGUCUUCAAAUGAAUAAUUGUGCUUUGUCUCCAGAGGCUAGAACAAGAGAAAAUGGAGCAUUUUUAAUGUGAAGAACUUGGAAAAAAAUGUAAAGCAAUAGUCCUUGACAUUGAGAGCUGCCGAAUUUUAAGAUGAAUGACAAAAAGACCUUAGAGUUUUCUUCUCUGGAGCUCUUUUACAUGAGAUAAAUUUCCAUCUACCUGAGAAGUCUAAGCACACACAUGAAAUCAGAGUGAGCAAAGUGCCUCUUUAAGAUUCCUGCUUUCCCCCACAAAGUCCAAAGGAAAUGGCUGUUAAGAAUUGUCCAAGCAUCAGAAAUGGGCCAGAAGCACCGUUCCCUCAUCUCUGUCUAGAAAGUGCUUCAAGGAGAUAUUCCUCUCUAGCUCACUGGCCAAUUCAGUUUCCAGGAUGAUUCUUUUAAAAUGGUUUUCAUGUUUGAAGUUAUAGUCCUAGAUAAACUAUCUUGUUUUUUGUUCUGAGUACAGUUUAUUGUAAUAAAAGUUUUCAAUUCAAUUAAGUGUUAAGUGCCUUCCCUUUCACAUUCCUGUUCUCUCAGCUCCUUUAAUUUUUCUCCAUUGGUUAAUUAGCAAUCAUGUAUUGCUUCAGGAUAGCAGUGGGUAGUAAAAAGAAUGAAGUAAUUGGGCAGGUUUAGGCAGAGAAAGCUCAAGGUCUGUUCUCAGCAAGGGUCAGCCCAACAAAUAGACUGGACAAUUCAAAGGGCUGACAGCUUGAUCUAGGGCUGCCCCAUAGAGAAUGGCUUUCAUAAGCAGUAAAGCAAGGCACAAGCUGUAUAAUGUAAGAAAACUUCUCAUUGGCAGCAGCUGGCCUACUGGGAAGGGGGACCUUUUUACAUGGGUGAGGAUUUCAUUUACACUUUGAAGGAGAAGAUGAAUUUUGCCACGAAAUUUCCCCCAAACUACCAGUGCUAACUCUUAAUUUUACCCAGCUUUUAAUUGCUUCAAGGUUUACACUGAAGAUAGCCUCAGUGGGUGUGAAUUGGUGGCAGUCUUACUUUGUCACAGCAUAUGAAUUGAAAGACAUCAUGGACUAGAAUCUUUUUGCCAAACCAAAAGUGUCCUUUGGGUCUCUGCUACGAACUAGAAGAAUUUUAGUCCAGUUUUAACAGGAUCUGGGAGAUGGUUUUUUGGAUAGUGUUUUCUUUAGCAACAGGAGGUUAGAACUCCCCUCUUCAAUAAGACAUGAUCUGAUAUUCAAUGUUUUCAAAUAAAAAGAUGUGACAAUAUUUAUGUCACAUCAAGUUACCUUGUGUCUCUUACUCCAUUCUGCUAUAGCUCCCUGGCCACACAUUUACAUGAUGGUUCAAUUUUGAGUAGCGUUAAUUAAUCCAUUAGCAAACAUUUGCUGAGAGUCUGCUGUGUACAAAGCACUGGGUUGAAGGUUAGGUUCAAGAAACAUAGAAGUGGUGAAAUUUUAUAAUCUACAGAGAAGGCAACAGUAGAAGUAGACAUGGCUAAAGAACACUUUUCUGGAAUGCUAUUGGGACAGGAAUAAUUUCGGUAGCUCCAACUUUCACAAAAUUGCUUUCUGGUUAAUGAAAAAUAUUGUCCUACUCUCCUGUUUCCUGCUACCAGCAAAAAAAAAAAUCCAUUAGAGAAAAUUGAAGCACUCUCCUCUAAUUUGAAAGUAUGUGAAGGUCACUCUGGUGGUUACAUAUUGGAAUUUGUGAAGUGGAGGGUUUGGGUGAGGUGCUAUAAAGUUACUAGCCUCAAACUAGCUAGCCCAGGCAGGGUGGAUAUUACAGAGGUUUAGGACAUCAUUACAGACUGAGUAAAAGGAAGUACUGGUUUUCUCCUCCUUCCUCAGUAAUAUCAAUACACUCAAAAUUUUACAACAUUUAGGUUUUUCCUUCUUGUUUUCUUUUUUUUUUUUUUGACAGCAGAGUGGACAGUGACAGAGAGACAGAGAGAAAGUUUUCCUUCUUGUUUUCUAAUUUGUUUAUUUAAAAAAAUUAUUUGGAGGGGGGAGCAGUGCUGUGGCAUAGCAGGUAAAGUUGCUGCCUCAGUGUUAGCAUCCCAUAUGGGUGCCAGUCUGGGUCCUGGCUGCUCCACUUCCAAUCCAGCUUCCUGCUAAUGCACUUUGGAAAGCAGUGGAGAAUGAUUCAAGUGCUCGGGACCCUGCAUCCAUGUGGGAGAUCGAAGGAAGCUCCUGGCGCCUGGCUUCUGACUGGCCCAGCCCUGGUCAUUGUGGCCAUUUGGGGAGUGAACCAGCAGAUGGAAGAUCUCUCUCUCUCUCUCUCUCCCCUUCUCUCUCUCUGUAACUCUGCCUUUCAAAUGAAUAAACUGGGUUUUUUUUUUUUUUGUAAAGAUAAAAAAACAGAGUGCGUUAAUUUAAAAACAAUAAUAAUGUGUUGUUGUUUGAGAAUCUGGGGUGGGAUGAGUGGGCUCUCACAUCCACUGGUUCUUUCCUCAAAUACCCACAAUAGAUGGGGGUGGGCCAGGGCAAAGCUGGCAACCAGGGAUUCAAUCCAGGUUUCCUACCCAGUGGCAGAGACCCAAUCACUUUAGCCAUCACCUGCUGCCUCCCAAGGUGUGCAUGAGCAGGAAACUGGAAACAGAAUUGGAGCUGGGACUGCAACCCAGGCCUUCCAAUAUGGGAUACAGUUGUCCCAAGCAGUAUCUUAACCACAUGGCCAAAUACUUAUCCUUAAUUUAUUCAUUUUUAAAUUGACAAAAAGAAUUCUAGCAGAAUGUGUUCAGUUAAAUUUCAGCAAUAUCAGUAAUUUUAAAGAAUACAGUAUGUUAUUAUUAACUGUCACUGUUUUGUACAAUAGAGCUCUUAAACUUACUCUUCUUAACUCAAAUUUUGUAUCCUUUAAUCAAUAUCCCUAAAUUCUUCCUCCCUAGUAGAUAGAUAUUGUGGUGCGGUGGGUUAAGCCACUGCUUGGGUUGCCCACACACUAUAACAGAAUGCCUGGAUGAGUCCUGCCUCUACUUCCAAUCCAUUUUUCUGCUAAUGUGCACCCUGGGAAGGAAAAGAUGAUGACUGAUGUACUUGGGUCCCUGCCUGCCACCCACAUUCAGGAUCUGGAUGGAGUUUCUGGCUCCUAGCUUUGGCCUGGCCAAGUCAUGGCUGUUGUGGACAUUUGGGGAGUGAACCAGCAGAUGGGAGACUGGCUCUCUC